This is a messenger RNA of Penicillium mononematosum, 234 nucleotides long. RefSeq lists its product as uncharacterized. The coding region runs from base 1 to 234 and encodes 77 amino acids. NCBI's taxonomy places the organism in Eukaryota, Fungi, Ascomycota, Eurotiomycetes, Eurotiales, Aspergillaceae. The record is from RefSeq and is a predicted model, not a curated record. The transcript has 2 exons.
AUGUACUCUCUUGACACCACCAAAGCAGACGCGGGAGUCCUCACUUCGCCCGAAGAUCAUUUCAAAUGUCCUCAGUUUGUCAUGGCCAUGAAGAUCUCCGCGAUGAAAGCAACAGAGGAUAUGCUAGGAUGGCAGAACCCUAAAGGCGAUAAAUACUUCCGAGUACAACGUCGAGAGGUCGAUGAAUGCGAGGAACGGGCGGCGAUAUUUUUCCACAAGUUGAUGAUGAAAUAG